This is a messenger RNA of Sycon ciliatum, 896 nucleotides long. RefSeq names its product leucine-rich repeat-containing protein 15-like. Gene Ontology annotation, cellular component: extracellular matrix. Gene Ontology annotation, molecular function: protein binding. The record is from RefSeq and is a predicted model, not a curated record. The coding region runs from base 172 to 651 and encodes 159 amino acids. Lineage: Eukaryota; Metazoa; Porifera; Calcarea; Leucosolenida; Sycettidae. The transcript has 6 exons.
GCAAGACGACUUCUGUUGGAUUAUUGGCGUGGCAACUAAGACACUGGGAUAUAGCGCCAGGGUUUUGACAUUCGUGAUGGCAAGGGUAGGCUCCUCUUGCAACGAGCUUUCCAGGAAGCCCAAGAUUGAAAAAAUCGUCAAAAGGAGACCAAAGUCAUAGCCCGGAGAAUUAUGGAAUUUGAGAUGUCAAUCCACACUGUACUGUCAUUGGUCAUCUGCUACUAUGCACUCACCGGUACUACAGUGAUGAGUUGUCCAGCGACAUGUUCGUGUAGUGGUGCACCUAGUUACACUGUAAAUUGCUACAAUCGCAGAUUAACAAUGGUGCCUGGUGGAAUACCGAAUACAACAAUGACUCUAUUAUUGUAUGAUAAUCAGAUCCAGACUUUAAGUGAUGGUGUGUUCUCUGGUCUACCAAACCUCCGAGAACUAUAUUUGUUCAAUAAUCAGAUCCAGAAUUUAAGUGACGGUGUGUUCUCUGGUCUAACAAACCUCCAAACACUACAUUUGUACAAUAAUCAGAUCCAGAAUUUAAGUGACGGUGUGUUCUCUGGUCUAACAAACCUCCACAGACUAUAUUUGAGCAGUAAUCAGAUCCAGACUUUAAGUGACGGUGUGUUCUCUGGUCUAACAAACCUCCAAACACUGUAAGUAUUAUCAACUGCACCACUGAACGCAGGGAUCAGUACUUAUAACUGUGUGUAUAUAGAGUACUGCUGGAUACGUGAUGAACAAACCUCGAUUAUCUGUGAGUAUUAUUAUCUGCUGCACUGAUUGAAGGAAACAGUUGUAGACGCUGUGUGUAAAAUGCUUUAUUAUGAAGCCUCUGAAUCUCGUAAGUGUCAGGAACGAAAGAGCACACGGCACGAGGACAACUGCUUUUUCUUAAUGGUAUA